Molecule: messenger RNA, 1002 nt
Organism: Myotis lucifugus (little brown bat)
Lineage: Eukaryota; Metazoa; Chordata; Mammalia; Chiroptera; Vespertilionidae
Exons: 4
Coding region: 1-780 (259 amino acids)
Source: RefSeq, a predicted model, not a curated record
AUGAGGGCCCAGCUGCGCCUGACGGAGCAGGGCCCUGGGAACCUCCUGCUCCUCUGUGGCUGCAGGAGGUCGAGUCCCAGCACCUGGCUCCGAAAUUUGCCCACCUUUGAGGGGCAGAGACCGGGUCCCUAUACAUACAGAUCCUCCAGUGAGGCUGAGCCGCCUGCCCCCAGCCCACUCCUGCAACAUGCACGCAUUCCUCACUUCAAGGUCUGUGCUGUGAAAUGGCUUCAAGUAAACAAACACCUGCAGGAGGCAGCAUGUCAGCAUGUGACUUCGGGCUCCAAGCCAACAGCUCUGUGGGGUUACAUCUUCAUCAACCUCCAGGGCAAUGUCACAAUAGCGACAGCUCCUGCAAGGCUGGCCCUGCAGGGCCCAGCCCACGGGCCUGCCCAGGUCCACCUGUCUGUCCAGGACACUCUGUCCAGGACGCUCUGUCUGUCCAGAUGCUCUGUAUUCAGGGACGGUCUGUCCAGGCCUGCCUUCCACAGAGGCCUCAGCCCUGGGCUCACCCUGACCCUGCAGCUGCCCACGGCUAGCCCAGGACCCCUCAGAGAACAGGUGGAGCACGUUCGGGAAAACUUCCCAGGCCUUUGUAUGAAUGGAUCUUUUCCAAAUGCAGGUUCCUUUUGGAAACAGAUGGGCGAUAGCUGCGCGUUUGGAGGGAGGAAACCCUGGAGCCUCCAAGAAGACGCCCCUCCCCGCACACACACGGCACCCAUGCCCACAACACGCAGACCUGCUGACCUCUGUGCCCACGGGUCCUCCUCAGGGAAGUGAUUGCAAACGUGUGAAGUCAACACGUGGGAUGAUGGUGACGGAGCCACACACACCAAGACACAGAUGCACAGAUAGUUCUCUAAAAACACAGCCACGAGCCCUGGCCGGUAUGGCUCAGUGGAUAGAGCGUUGGCCUGCGGACUGAAGGGUCCCGGGUUCAAUUCUGGUCAAGGGCGCAUGCCCAGGUUGUGAGCUCGGUCCCCAGUAGGGGGCAUGCAGGAG